UGUGUUUCCAGCUCCUGCCUUUGCUCCUAACUUAGCUUCAACCAUGCAGGCACCUAGCAAGUGAACAAAUGAAUAGAAACCAACUCAUUCUCCUCCCCCAUCCCACUUUAUAUCUUUCCAAUAAAUAAAAUUUUCACUAGUAAAAAGAUUAUAUAGCAAGAUCACGUGGCAUUUAUUUUUAUAAUGCAAGGAUGGCUCACUAUGUGAAAAACCAUCAGUUUUAGAAUGAAGGGGAAAAGUCACAUGAUCACUUCAACUGGUAUAGAACAAACAUUUGGCAAAAUUCAGUACCCUUUUAUAAUAACACUCAGCAAACUAGAGACAGAAGGAAAGUGCCCCAACAUAAUAAACACCAUCUAGGAAAAGCCAUGGCUAAUAUCAUACUCAGUGGUAAAGGCAAAGGUUUUCUUGUAAGAUGAGGAACAAGAUGAGGGUGUUGGCUUUCAUUGUCUUUGUUCAACAUUGUGCCAGAAGCCCCCUAGCCAGAAUAAUGAAGUAAGAGAGAGAAGUAAAAGGAAUACAAAUUGAAAAGCAAGAUGUAGUUAUCUCUGUCAUGGAUGCCAUGAUCACAUUUAUUGGAAACCCUAAGAUUACACACGGAGAGACACACAAACCAACUUAAUAGAACUAGUAGUUGAACUUAGCAGAGUUGCAGGGUAUAAAAUCAACACACAAAAUCAGUUGCAUCUCUAUAUACAACCUGAAACAAAAAUCGAGAUAACAAUUCUGUUACAAUUUUAUCAAAAAGAAUAAAAUAUUUAAGGAUAAACUUAAUAAAGGAGGCUAACUACUUGAACACUGAGGCAGGCAUUUGGCGCAUUUAAAACGCUGUUUGGAUAACUGUAUCCAAUAUGAGAGUGCCUGGGUUUAAAUCCAAGCUCUACCUCAAAGUCCAGCCUUCUUGUUGGGCAUCCUGGGAAGCAGCAGGUGACGGGUCAAGUGAGUCCCUGAAGGGAUCGCUCCCUCCCACUCAAAGGGAAAACUUAGACUGAGUGCUGGUCUCCUUUUUUUGACCUGAUUUAGCUAUUGCUGUUGUGGAUGAACCAAUAGACGGAAGAUCUUGUCUCUCUGUGUCUUUCUGGUUUUUGAAUGAAUGAACGAUUUUUCUUGAGUUACUCAUCUUCUCCUAUUAGGAAAUUUGCACAUUAUGACUCAGGGUCUGAGGAGCACUGAGAAACCAGUGUCAGAUAUGUAUAGUGUUGUGUUUUAUUGGUUAGAGUGUUAUUCUAAUGUUUCAUACCCGUACAUAUUGUGAUAUAGGAUUAUUAUCCUAGAAGUAUACAGAGCAAUUUUGUUGAGGCCCCUAAAACACGGCAGGUGCUAGGACCUGGUGGAGUUCGGGCACCCUGAGCUGGAAGCAGAGCCUCACCUCUUGGGGCGUGGGGUGGUGUAAGCAGGUGCAGAAAAGCCAGUUCUUCCACAUGCAGCUGCUUGGACUGCGUUGGGCUCUCCUCACACACCAUUUCCAAGACCUCCGCAGCUUUUGCACUUGCCUGCUGGACUGAAAGCAUGUUUCUUGCAAAGGCCUUUCUGGAAGGGGCAGAUCGAGGUCUUGGAGAAGCCCUGGGAGGUCUUCUUGGUGGAGGUGGUCAGCGAGGUGGUGGGGACAGGGGUGGAGGCCGAGGCGGCGGUGGAGGUGGAGGCGGCGGUGGAGGUGGAGGUAAUAUUGGCCGGAUAGUUGGAGGGAUCGUGAAUUUUAUCAGUGAGGCUGCAGCAGCUCAGUAUACUCCAGAACCACCUCCCCCGCAGAAGCACUUCACCCACGUGGAGGCCCAUGAAAGCGAAGAAGUGAAGCGAUUUCGGCGACAGUUUGAGCAACUGGCCGGUCCAGACCUGGAGGUGGGUGCCACCGACCUGAUGAAUAUUCUCAACAAAGUCAUCUCUAAACACAAGGAGAGCCUGAAGACAGACGGCUUCAGCCUUGACACGUGCCGGAGCAUUGUGUCUGUCAUGGACAAUGACACGAACGGGAAGCUGGGCUUUGAAGAAUUCAAGUACCUGUGGAACAACAUUAAGAAGUGGCAGUGCGUGUAUAAGCAGUACAAGGAUCACUCUGGGUCUCUGCGUGGGUCCCAGCUGCGGCAGGCUGUGCAGGCGGCAGGCUUCCAGCUGAACGAGCAGCUCCACGAAAUGAUAGUGCGCCGCUACACUGAUGAGGACGGCAGUAUGGAUUUUAACAACUUCAUCAGCUGCCUCGUCCGCCUGGACGCCAUGUUUCGUGCCUUCAAGUCUCUGGAUAGAGAUGCCGAUGGUCUGAUCCAGGUGUCUAUGGAAGAGUGGCUGCAGCUGACCAUGUAUUCCUGAAGUGGCCACUGCAGAGUUGAGAACCUCGCAGAGGACAAGGAUGCUCCCUCCACACCGCAGCUGUCACUUCCUGGCGAGCUCUGUCACAUCCCUGCCUAUUUCAGAUUGUGGGCCACCUGCUACUGCUUUAAUUAAAACACUCCUUUUUUU
Messenger RNA from Ochotona curzoniae (black-lipped pika), 2454 nucleotides. RefSeq names its product calpain small subunit 2 (gene CAPNS2). Gene Ontology annotation, molecular function: calcium ion binding. The transcript has a single exon. NCBI's taxonomy places the organism in Eukaryota, Metazoa, Chordata, Mammalia, Lagomorpha, Ochotonidae. The coding region runs from base 1510 to 2304 and encodes 264 amino acids. The record is from RefSeq and is a predicted model, not a curated record.